Molecule: messenger RNA, 1282 nt
Organism: Megalobrama amblycephala (Wuchang bream)
Lineage: Eukaryota; Metazoa; Chordata; Actinopteri; Cypriniformes; Xenocyprididae
Product: olfactory receptor 2K2-like
Exons: 2
Coding region: 240-1229 (329 amino acids)
Biological process (GO): G protein-coupled receptor signaling pathway
Cellular component (GO): membrane
Molecular function (GO): G protein-coupled receptor activity; olfactory receptor activity
Source: RefSeq, a predicted model, not a curated record
GCUCUGUAAAGAGAAGAUCUUUUUAAGGUUAUUCCUUUUUCCAUUUCUCCAAGCACAGAAUAAAAUAGUCGAGAUGCAGGGAUGGGAAUUUGCUCCCUAAAGAAAUCUCUGCAAAAUCUGUUGACCUCAUCUCCAUCCAAGCAGCAAAAGGGCUUUAUAAAACAACAGUCCAUGUACUGAGCCCAGAUAUAAUAUUUAGCAGUGCACACAGAGCCUGGUCAGUACAAUAAGCCUGAAGGAUGAACAAGUCUACUGGUUUGGAUCUGGUAUUUUCAUCAUAUGAGUCACUGGGUCCAUGGAAAUAUGUAUUGACUAUUUUUAUUUUCUUAGUUUACUCAGUUGCAACCUUAGCAAAUAUAUUUAUAAUGCUUGUUAUCUACUUAGAAUCAAGUCUCCAUAAGCCAAUGUAUAUAUUUUUGUUUAACCUGAUAUGCAGUGGACUGCUCGGAAGCAGUGCUGUUUGGCCAAAAGUUCUUUCAAAUCUCCUAACUGAUUGGCACACUAGUUCGUAUGAGGGGUGUCUUCUCCAAGUCUAUUUGCUUAGUAUUUAUGCUGUUUGCACUUACUCUACUUUGACAGUAAUGGCCUAUGAUAGGUAUGUAUCAAUUUGUAAGCCUUUACAGUACCAUAUUAUCAUGAAUCCCAGUAAAAUUAGAAUGUGGCUAAUGUUAAGCAACUUGGUUCCUGUUUUCUCAGUAGCUGGUCAAAUAUAUUUGACAUCAAGAAUUCCCUUAUGCAGCCGUACUCUUAAUAAGCUAUUUUGUGAUAAUCUUUCAAUCAUCAACAUAUCAUGUGGUGUGGGUAGUCUUGGCAUUUUAAGCAAUGUAUAUGGUUUACUUAUAAUAGUGUGUUUAUCUGUGCUCCCUACAUUCCUGAUAGUGCUGUCUUAUGUUAAAAUAAUUUCUGUUAGUUUAAAAAUGUCAAAAAAUAGUCAAAGCAAGGCACUUGGAACAUGCCUUCCUCAUUUGAUAAUCUUCAUAAACUAUUCAAUUGCCACAGUUUUUUCUGUUAUAUAUAACAGAUUGACUGUGCUUAUGUCUAGUGAGAUGAAUGUCUUUAUAUCAUUCCAAGUAACACUUUUGCCACCACUUUUGCACCCAGUAAUAUAUGGUGUUCGAACCAAAGAGAUCAGAAAAUGUACUGUUAAAAUAACCCAGAGAUUGUGUGCAUCAACAAACUGUUAUUAUACUUCAAAACUAAAAGGACCUAAAAUAUUGGCAAUUUCAUGAUCUUUGUGAAAUACAUUAUGUGUCUGUGUGUGUGGAAUUCUAUGUAAAGCUAU